This is a messenger RNA of Camelina sativa (false flax), 1490 nucleotides long. RefSeq lists its product as uncharacterized. The record is from RefSeq and is a predicted model, not a curated record. NCBI's taxonomy places the organism in Eukaryota, Viridiplantae, Streptophyta, Magnoliopsida, Brassicales, Brassicaceae. Gene Ontology annotation, biological process: defense response to other organism. Gene Ontology annotation, cellular component: plasma membrane.
UUUCCUUCUGUUUUAUUUUAGAGAUUAAAGACUGAUUUUGAAUUAGUGCAAGGAAUCUACAAAAAGAUUACUUGCUUCGUUCUGUCACUUUCCUUCUUUACUUGAACUUGUCACCAAGUUAUUCUCCCUCUCUCUCUCUUAUCUCAUUUAGAAAUUAGAAACAGUUCAAAUCUCUCUCCCCCUUCUCAUUCUUUCAUCUCAAGUCUUUACUUAACUCAAUUUCCUUUGAUGCUUUUUUUUUUUUUAACUUCUAUCCUCUAAAUGUCUCAUCAUGAUCACUAUGAAACCAACCCUCAUUUUGCUCGAAUUCCAUCUCAGAAUCCACAUCUCAAAGGCGGUGGUGCUUCUACCUCACAAACAUCUCCACAUGAACCGCUUAUCCCGCCCAUCCCGCACCACAAAACACCUAAACACAAAACCCCAAACCACAAAACCCCGCAACCUCACCCGGUCGCUCCACCGGGAAUCCUAAUCAAGUCUCGUGGUCGCCACCGUGAAAAGCCAAUCCAAGAACCUACACAUUCUAUAAUACCUUUACCAUUAAGCCCAGAAGAUAAACUCCCACCACGAAAAACUCCAAACUCUGCAAAAAGACCAUUACUAUUAAGCCCUGAAGAUCAUCAUCAACAACAACAACAACAACGACCUCCACCACCACAACCACCCCCACGUGGAGGAGGUUAUGGAUCAACAUUACCUCCAAUACCAAAACCAAGUCCAUGGAGAACCGCUCCAACACCAUCACCGCAUCGCCGUGGCGGCCCACGGUUACCACCUCCUUCAAGAGAGACAAGCACAAUGACAUGGUCAGCUGCAUUUUGCUGUGCAAUAUUCUGGGUCCUUCUUAUUCUCGGCGGUUUAAUCGUCCUUAUCGUCUACCUCGUGUACCGUCCUCGUUCUCCGUACGUCGAUAUCUCAGCCGCUAACCUAAACGCUGCUUAUCUCGACAUGGGGUUCUUGCUAAACGGUGAUCUAACCAUUUUAGCAAACGUUACAAACCCAAGCAAGAAAAGCAGUGUGGACUUUACCUAUGCGACGUUCGAGCUUUACUAUUACAACAACCUCAUUGCGACUCAAUACAUUCAACCGUUCAAGGUUCCUAAGAAAAUGUCGAUAUUUGCGAAUGUUCAUCUUGUGAGCAGUCAGGUCCAGCUUCAGCCAACGCAGAGCCGGGAGUUGCAACGUCAGAUUGAAACAGGUCCGGUUUUGUUGAACCUAAGAGGAACGUUUCACGCACGUUCGUACUUUGGACCAUUGUUUAGGUACUCUUAUCGGUUGCAUACUCAUUGCAGCGUUUCGUUUAAUAGUCCUCCUUCAGGAGCUAUGCGAGCUAGAAGAUGCAAUACCAGACGCUAACGUUUUGCGAUUUGCGUUUGCUCCUUUUCUUUUCAUUUUUUGCCACAUUUAGAAAUAAUUAAUAUUCUGUAUUUAUUGGCAUGACAAGAAUUGUUAACUGUUAAUGGUACAAUCAUUAUAUUUUAAUUGCGUCA